Messenger RNA from Salvelinus sp. IW2-2015, 3229 nucleotides. Lineage: Eukaryota; Metazoa; Chordata; Actinopteri; Salmoniformes; Salmonidae. The record is from RefSeq and is a predicted model, not a curated record.
AUUUAAAGAAGAAAAAACAUGGCGGACAGCCACUAGCUCAAUCCACAUAAAACAAUACACAAACAUUUCAAAGCAAGGUAAACAGACGUAUAUAUUGUUUACACGCUAUCCUCUUUUUAACAAACACAUUUUUUAGCUGGUAAUUUAGCUAGCAUUUAUUGAUGCUGAUGUAUUUAUAAUCAGGCCAACGAUAGAUAGCUAACAUAAAGUCUUCCCGUUAGCAUGCUGUGUCGACGGAGCUAGCUAUCUGUUGGAGCUAGCUAUCUGUUCGAGCAUGCCCAUGUUAUUGGCUUGGAGGAAAAAGGAGGGAGCUGGUCGACUUCCCCUUGACGCAAUGAAAAAGGCGCACUUCUUUUGAGAGAACCAACUGAUUACACGUUUGAAGACUGUUAUGAUCUUUUAAGUGAGCCCUGAGUGUGUUUGGGUGGGUGACUGAGGUCUGCUGACAGCUGGGGCCACCUCUUUGUUGUACCCUGUCGUCUGCCUCCAACGCCAACCCCCCUGCCUGGCUGACAGAAGGGGAGAGCGUUAAGCGCGAAUCCGUGGGGAAGUCAACCUGAGCAUCCACAAAUUAAAGAGUGGACUAUUGUGUCUUGAACUUAGUCAGUAUUACUGGAGCAUGAAGAAGCCAGUGGCACAAAAAGCUGUUGAGUGGAGAGAUGGCAGGCGGAUCAAGCAUGCCCGAAGUGGCCGUCCCUCCCGGGUCCCAUCGCAGUACCAAGGAGGGCACUUCAGUUGGGACAAAUACCUGAAGGAAACAGGUGCUAGUGCUGCACCUGCCCACUGCUUCAGACAGGGUGCAACACCUCCAGUGAAUGAGUUCAAGGUGGGCAUGAAGCUGGAGGCGCAGGACCCUCGGAAUACAACGUCAACCUGCAUUGCUACAGUGGUGGGCCUGACGGGAUCGCGGCUGCGUCUGCGCCUUGACGGCUCCGACAACAAGAAUGACUUCUGGCGCCUGGUGGACUCGUCUGAAAUCCAGCCUAUCGGCAACUGCGAGAAGAACACGGGCAUGCUGCAGCCGCCAUUGGGCUUCCGUCUGAACGCAUCCUCCUGGCCCAUGUUCCUUCUAAAAACACUCAACGGAGCCGAAAUGGCCCCAGCACGCAUCUUUCACAAGCAGGAGCCCCCGGUCCCAGAGCAGAACUCCUUCCAGGUGGGCAUGAAGCUGGAGGCAGUGGACCGCAAGAACCCCCACUUCAUCUGCCCGGCCACGGUGGGGGCGCUGCGUGGCGUGGAGGUGCUCGUCACCUUCGACGGCUGGCGGGGUGCUUUCGACUACUACUGCCGCUACGACUCCCGGGACAUCUUCCCCGUGGGCUGGUGCUCUCUCACCGGGGACAACCUGCAGCCGCCCGGCACCAAAGAUUCACGACAGAAACUGGAUUUCAGACGUCAAUCGAGGACUGCCUGCGUAUCAAAAUCACAGCUCACCCACCAUCAACAAGAUCGUGUCCGAGGACAGUGCUACCCAAGACCCUCGGUUGCCUUUCAGACGGUAGCGAGGGAACAGCCAUGCACCCCAUGCCAGGACAGCCGCUGCAACGGGGACGCAAGCCACUGCAGGAAAGCCAAGCGACAAGGCCCUGGGCCAGAAGGGGCCGGUAGGACCACAGGCCCCCCCCCGGAAAGGGACUGGAGCCUAUCAAGUCCCAAGAAGAGAGGCCCCAAAACCGGGGAGAAGUACAGACCAAGGACCCGGGUUGGGGAGGUUGGCUGGGCGAAGAGAGAAUGGCUGGCGAAGGGUGCCAGGCAGGCCGAGGACCUGUGUCCCGGCCCAGAGAGGCCGCCACCAACUGGGCCCAGAGGAUGGCAUUGCAGGAGGGACAAGUGGAGUCUAUCAAUCCCCAAAAGAGAGGGCCCAAGCCCGGCAGCAAGUAUGGGAAGGUGGGACCCCACUUGGAUGGGCGGCGUGCAGCAGCUGCCCGACCACUUUGGUCCAGGCCGGGCUUCCUCGGGCUACAGCAGUGUGUCCAGGCCUGUGUGGACGGUGCCCACAACCAGAGCUCUGUCUUCUCCUGCCUCAAGCCAGGUCACGGAGGAGAGGUUCAUAUCAGCCAGCCCAUCCCAGAGGGGGCUGCAUUACGACAGCCACGCCUACCCAGAAAGGAGAAGUUUUAGGGAGGGCCUCACAACGGGUCCAGGAAGAGGCUCCAAGCGGUUCCUUCAAGAAUCGUACUACAGCCCCCUCCCCCACAAGCUGGCCAAAAACCUCUGCCUCUCCUCGGAAGGUGAGCCCUUCCUCAUGGAGAAUGGUGUAGGGGGGUCGGAGCACUUAAAGAAGAGCCCCCUGUCCCCGGGCUUGACAGGGCAGCCUCUGGGCCUGCGGUUCCCCACCAAGUUGCUACAUCUCAACUCUUCAGGCUCUGAGCGUUUCAGAGAGAGCCCCCGGCCCAGUGGCCAGGACCCCAACCUGUGGACGGUAGAGGACGUCAUGCAGUUCAUCAGAGACAUAGACCCCCUACUGGCCCCCCACGCAGAUCUCUUCAGAAAACACGAGAUUGAUGGCAAAGCCCUCCUGUUACUACGCAGCGACAUGAUGAUGAAAUACAUGGGCUUGAAGCUCGGGCCUGCCCUCAAACUCACAUUCCACAUCGACAGGUUCAAACAUGGACGCCCUUAUUGAGCUCAUCAGCGUCCCCCCACCCCGCAACCCUGCUACUACUACUCACCCCCCCUCCCCUCUACAGGAUAUAAUGCACUGCAUACUACUGGACUGACCAUCACAUGUAGCUUCCGCCACUAGGCUACGAUACCUAGUGUCAUAUAUCCCCCUCCCUUUCUCUGCCGCAUCUAAGAAGCCCUGUGGCGAACUUCUCUUAUUUCGAUUUUAUUUCUGUUGUGUGGCACAAUCCAGCCCUACGGCAGCAUGGGAUAUGCAGACUGACUGACUCGCCCACAUCUCCUCCUCAUCCAUCAUGUUACUUGCCUGUUUUUCUAUUCCAUAUUCUCUUACAACAACCUCUACCAAUGAUGCCCUCCCUGUGUGUAGACAUUUUUUUUACUGUAAUGGCCAUUUUAGGCCAGAGUUUUUAAUUACAUUGUUUUUGAUGGCUUUCUUUUUGUUUGAUCAAGUACAUUUCUUUUUUUGUACCCUCCCUGAAAAUAUGGACUUGCAUUAAGCCAUUUUGGCUGUUUUUGUAUGAAAUAAGUAUACUGAACAUAAAUACAAAUGCAACAUGUAAAGUGUUGGUCCCAAGUUUCAUGAGCUGAAAUAAAAGAUCCCAGA